Cheilinus undulatus (humphead wrasse) is the source of this 1850-nucleotide messenger RNA. Its product is annotated as glycine N-acyltransferase-like protein 3. The record is from RefSeq and is a predicted model, not a curated record. NCBI's taxonomy places the organism in Eukaryota, Metazoa, Chordata, Actinopteri, Labriformes, Labridae. The transcript is spliced from 5 exons. Gene Ontology annotation, cellular component: mitochondrion. Bases 210 to 1052 code for a protein of 280 amino acids. Gene Ontology annotation, molecular function: glycine N-acyltransferase activity.
CUGACCUAGAUCUAUUCUGCAUAUAAAACAGCAUACAGUUUUUCUUCAUCCGAGUUGUUUUCGUAUACAAUAAACGCAACAAAAUCAGAACAACAGCUAACCGGAUCAACAGACAGAGGUUAAAUCCACACCAACGUAAUUUUAACGGCUGUCAACGUGGACAGGAUGAAGACAUAAGAAGUAAUGUAAGGCUAUUUUCAUUCAGAAACAUGAAGGUCCUCAACAAUGACGAGUUACAGAUCGCUGAAGGAGUGCUAUUAAAGCACUUUCCAGAGAGUUUGAAGGUCUAUGGUUUUCUUCAUAGCAUGAACAAAAACAAACCAAGCAUCCUGGAGGUGGUUGUUGAUAACUGGCCAGAUUUUAAGGUCAUCAUAUGCCGACCUGACCCCAAGAACAAGCGAGCCCUGGAGUUCAAGAAGAAGGUGUCAUACUACAGCAUGGAUGAGCAGGUUUUAAGGAAAAUGCUGGCAGACGAGAACGUAAUCGACUGGCACACUUAUUUCCUCAUUGGAGGAUUUGACCUUUCCCACGCCCCCAUUCUCAAAGAAGUGUCUGCAAAGAAAAACGUCAACAGCAGAUGCUGCAGUUUGGACCAUCUCAUGUAUUUACCAGACAUCAGCUGCCUGGUCGCUCCAGAAGUCGACAGUGAUCUUGAAUCAAGGAUUUCAUCUCUCGACUUGUCUCAUACUGAAUUAGUGAACAAGCACUGGAAGUUUGGUGGGAACCAAAAGAGCAUCAUGAAAAUCAAAAACCACAUCAGUAACUUCUCAUCAUGCUGCAUCACUGAUGACCACGGGCAGCCCGUGUCCUGGAUCCUGGAAUAUGAUUAUGGCGCCAUUGGCAUGCUGUUCACGCUGCCAGAACACAGAGGGAAAGGUUACGCCAAAGUCCUGAUCUGCAGCAUGGCCAGGAGACUCCACGUUGACAGAUACCCGGUCUACUGCUUCAUUGAAGAGGACAACGCGCUCUCCUACAGGAUCUUUAAAAGCCUGGGCUUUACUGAGGAUCCUUCGUACAGAGCAGGAUGGUUCGAGUUUAACUUUGGAGGUUGAUGUUUUCACACAUGCACAAAAUCUUGAAAUUUUUCUGGGUGAGCUGUAUGUGUGAGUGCAAACAGCUGGAUUUUUCACUUAAAUCUUACCAGCAAAGUUAAAUAUCGUUAGUAUGUUGUGAGAAUGCAGCGGGAAAGAAUGUAUGUUCUUUAUCAAUCAUUUGCCUCUGGAAACACCAAGCAUACCAUACAACAGGGAAAGUCUUCCACUGUGAAUAUGUAAAUAGGGCAACUCAGGUCAGGAUGUCAUGAAAUUUGUGGGAAUUUUCAGCAGUGCAUGUGUGGAGAAGUAUUAAGUUUCUGUUAAGUUCUGUGUCUGUAUAUGAAAAUGGAAGACAUGUCUCCACCUCCCUUCUUUGCACCAAAACAGAUAGAUAGGGUUAGGGUUAGGGUUAGAUAUCUGCAAUCUGCAGCCGCACAUCAUCCAUCCUGCUGGCGAGGGAGCAGGCACCCAGGAGAAAGAUGCUUGGUAGGGCAGGUUUGUGUGGGGCUGCUCUUAGCCUAGCCUGCAGCCUGGCUUGUUUGCCCGCUUCCACCUGCCUCCUCUGCCUCCUCCCCACCGGCUGUAGGUGUCGUGCUGCUCCACGCCCUCCUCCUUUCAAUCACUGAGCGCCCCGUCCUCUGGAUAAUCUCCGUUGGGAAAGAUGUAAAAUCCGUGGGCACGCUGUCAGUUCUUGUGUAAGUGUAGGGCUUUAUUUUGCUGCUAGUGAUGGAGUGCCAGGCCGCUGUGUCCGUAUGCACCGCCCCAUGCUACCUCAAUUGGUAGCAUUCAGUAGUCUCCUGUUGAUCAGGUAGUAUU